This is a messenger RNA of Rotaria sp. Silwood2, 621 nucleotides long. The record is from the annotation of a GenBank genome assembly. Lineage: Eukaryota; Metazoa; Rotifera; Eurotatoria; Philodinida; Philodinidae.
AUGCAAAAACCAAGUGAUAUUAUACAACGACAUGAAUUACAAGGUGAUAUUGAAUUUGAUAAUGUUUCACUUAUUUAUCCCGCUAGAUCAAAUGAAAUUGCUAUUCAAAAUAUGUCAUUUAAAAUAAAAUCAGGUCCAACAUUUGCUUUUGUUGGACCAUCAGGUUCUGGAAAAUCAACAUGUAUUAAAUUACUUGAACGUUCUUAUGAUCCUACCCGUGGAAAAAUCAUAAUUAUGGUCGAGCAAUUCACAAAUAUGAUCAUAAAUAAUAAUGAUGAAACAACAAUGAUUCAACCAGCUGAUCAAGUUAAUACACGUGAAUUUAUUAGUGAUUAUAAUACUAAAUGUGCACAACGUGAUAGUCAUUUAUCAGAUUUGGAUUAUUUUAGGUUAGCUUUAUUUUCAAUUUCUUUUUGGGUGAUCAUAAGUGAUCAAAAACAAUGUGUAUCAACUGCUCGAGCUAUUAUUCGAAAGCCUACUGUACUUCUUUUAGAUAAAACAACAUCAGCAUUAGAUCCUGUCAAUAACCGAUUAUUUCAAGAUGCAUUAUAUUAUAAGAAAAAUAGUCAAGAACCUCGAACGGUACCUAUAUCAGUACAUCGAUUAAGUACAAUGGAAUGA